AUGCCCUCCGCCGAGCCUCCCUCUUUGUCCUCCAGGCCUUCAAAGCCAUUCUCCAUCUCCUUUGGGUCCGCAAGACCUAAGACUGCCCCCACCCCGGGCCCCAAGAAGCGUCCCCACUCUGCCCUCGCAGACCACUCAGACGGUGAAGAUGAAGCACAGCCUGCGGCCGAGCUAGUGUCCGGAUUUGACCAGUCCGGUGCUGUUGUCACUAAUGGAAGGAAAGAAGAGAAGGCGCCACUUAUCAUACAGGUGGAGAAGAACCGCGACUGGAGGGAAGAGAGCAGGAAGAAGAGGCGGAAAAAUCUUUUACCAGCGGAGGUACAGGCCGCUCGAUCAGGAAGGUCGGAGGAGCUGAAGGCCGCCCAAGUGGAACGGGAUGAAGUCUCGAGACAGUCGGGUAUAUCCUUUGUGCAGAAGGAUCAAGAUGGCGACACCACAAUGGCUGAGGGGCAGGCCUCCCAACAUGCCACAGAGCAGACACCCAGAUCUACGAAGACUGCCGAUGAAGAAGCGAUGGAGGCCCUACUGGGUGGCGAGAAGAAGUCGAACCUCGUCGUCCCCGCCCUAGAGAACGAAAGGGAUGGCUACCAGCCCGAGGAAGACGCCUACGAAGACAAUACGAAUGAAGAUGACCGUUUCAAGGCCGACGUCGCAUCCCGUCCUGACGUCCCCACACUAGAUGAUUACGAGGCCACCCCUGUCUUCGACUUUGGUCCGGCCAUGCUCCGCGGCAUGGGCUGGAAAGAUGGAGAGCCAAUCGGCAAACGAAGAACCCAAGGUACCACGACUAACAAACCUCGUAUCGUGGAGAGGCGACCGGCUUUGUUGGGUAUUGGUGCGAAAGAGGUGCCGACCGGUGUCGGCGACGAUGAGCUUGGAGCGUGGGGUAAAGGGGCGAAGGGGAAGCGGAAGACAGAUCUGACGUACAGUCCCGUGAUACUGAAGAAUUCGAAGACUGGGGAGAUGGUGACGGAGGAAGAGUUGGCGAAGAAGAAGUUGGAGCAGAACGGGAAAGGGGAGGAGGAGGACUCAUGGAGGGAGAGGAAGGAUAGAAAUCUUGCUAUUGAUGCGAGGAAGAAGGAGGAGAGACGAGAGAGAUUAUUGAUCGAGGAGAAUGCCGGUCGAAGGAUCGAAAACGAAGGGAUCGAAGCCGGUCGAAUGAGCGAAGUAGCCACAGCUCUUCACGCCGACGCUCAAGAUCGAGGGACAGAAGCCAUCACUAUGGCUCAUCGCGAAGGGACCGAAGUCCAUAUAAAUCCUCAAGACGAGACCGAAGCCGAUCUGAUGAGCGCAGACAUCGGCGGUAUUGAUAUCCUUACGCUUCAGAUCUUGAGGGUCGAAGCCCAUCACAUAAAGAUACCUAUUGAUGAUCAAAAGCCAAAAGCGCCCAACGAUUGGGGUAUCUUGUGCCUCCAAACAACUAAAACACGGCUUCAAUGGAAUUCUCAGCAUGCCGCCCUUCCGUAUGUUCUGAGCUUUUAUCCGUCACUGAAUCGCACAUUCAUAGCCUUCCCCACUCAAACCACUUCCUCCCAACCCACCAACUCAAACCCACGCUAA
Letharia lupina is the source of this 1560-nucleotide messenger RNA. RefSeq lists its product as uncharacterized. NCBI's taxonomy places the organism in Eukaryota, Fungi, Ascomycota, Lecanoromycetes, Lecanorales, Parmeliaceae. Gene Ontology annotation, molecular function: nucleic acid binding. The transcript is spliced from 2 exons. Gene Ontology annotation, cellular component: spliceosomal complex. The record is from RefSeq and is a predicted model, not a curated record. Bases 1 to 1560 code for a protein of 519 amino acids. Gene Ontology annotation, biological process: mRNA splicing, via spliceosome.